This is a messenger RNA of Pelecanus crispus (Dalmatian pelican), 231 nucleotides long. Lineage: Eukaryota; Metazoa; Chordata; Aves; Pelecaniformes; Pelecanidae. The record is from RefSeq and is a predicted model, not a curated record.
GGAAGAAAUUUGUAUGUGUUGAGCCAUCUAGGAGAGUUAAAGAAAUACUUGAAGAAGAACUUUAUUUUCAGAAAGAAGCAUGCCACAUUAAACAUCCAGCUGCAGUGGCUCUGGAAGGAAUCUGGAGUGUGAAAAAGAGUUUCUCCAUUGGAAGCCUGAAACCAGUGUCACAGAACAGAAACAGUUCACUUUUACAGCCUCAAUUCUACUCAAGACAUGCAGGAAUGAAAA